Messenger RNA from Limulus polyphemus (Atlantic horseshoe crab), 879 nucleotides. Its product is annotated as C-Jun-amino-terminal kinase-interacting protein 3-like. Gene Ontology annotation, molecular function: kinesin binding; MAP kinase scaffold activity; signaling receptor complex adaptor activity. The coding region runs from base 16 to 282 and encodes 88 amino acids. NCBI's taxonomy places the organism in Eukaryota, Metazoa, Arthropoda, Merostomata, Xiphosura, Limulidae. Gene Ontology annotation, cellular component: cytoplasm. The record is from RefSeq and is a predicted model, not a curated record. Gene Ontology annotation, biological process: vesicle-mediated transport. The transcript is spliced from 2 exons.
GUUGUUUAACGAACUAUGUCAUUAAUUUUAGGACAUGGUGGAAUGAGUGCAGCCUCUACACCUGGAGACAGCAGGAUAGGCCUUGAACAAGGGAAAGGAACUUCUGAUAUGCCAAGAAAGCCCAAACACAUGCUAGUCAUCUCGGGAGGAGAGGGUUAUAUUGAUUUUCGUAUUGGUGAUGGAGAUGAUGAAGAAGGGGAUGCUACCGGAGAGAAGUCUCAUCAUGGACUUUCUAAAGGGGAGAGAAGCCAUCUCAUUGUUUGGCAAGUAGCCCUUGGAUAACUAUUACUGUGAAGAUAACACUAUUGUUGUAGGUCUAACAGCUUACAAGUUGGUUAUUGUUUUUUCCUAUUGGUCUGUUUGAUAUUUAUAAAACAAGAACUGAACACUGCAUGUUAAAAUGUGUAUGGCAGCAGCAACGCUUGUGAGAGUUAAUAACUGUAUAUGUAUAAAAAUACUGUAUGUACACAAAGCCAAAGGCUUGUAAGCACCUUUUGCCUGAACAAAUGGCUCAGUGAAGCUUUUGUUUAAUUUUAGUAUAUAAAAUGUACAUUCAGUUGUUUUAUGCAUCAUCUAUUAUAAGUACUUUGUUUCUGGUUCACUUCUGUAUCCUGAGUUGUAGAUAUUUUUGUUUUUAACCACAGACUUGAAAAGGGAUUGUUUUAUUGUUUACAAGAACGUUUUAUUUCAUGAUAGCAUAUGAAAGUAACAAUUUUAUUUAUAAGGAAGCUGGACUCCGGUUUGUAAGUGUAUUUAGAGGAGGUUGUACAGUUUACCAGUUCUGUUUCUUUAUAGAUCUCAUCAUAUUUAGGUUCUGUACAGAAAGACAUGUAUGUAGCCAUACUGGCCUGCUUCCUGGAAAUAAAUUUUCAUCAUUUA